This is a messenger RNA of Rattus norvegicus (Norway rat), 3363 nucleotides long. It is a transcript of the gene Pcdhb6, whose product is annotated as protocadherin beta 6. The record is from RefSeq and is marked provisional. The coding region runs from base 1 to 2319 and encodes 772 amino acids. NCBI's taxonomy places the organism in Eukaryota, Metazoa, Chordata, Mammalia, Rodentia, Muridae. The transcript has a single exon.
AUGGAGACAGCGCUAGCAAAAACACCAGAGAAAAGGCAAGUGGUCUUUCUUGCUCUAUUGUUGCUAUUGUGGGAGGCUGGCUCUGAGGCAAUUAGCUAUUCGAUGUCAGAAGAAACGGAGAGUGGCUACUUGGUAGCUAACCUGGCAAAAGAUCUGGGGUUCAGGGCUGGGGAACUGGCCACUAGAGGGGCACGAAUCCAUCACAGAGGAAACAAAGACCUCUUGCAGCUGGAUGCAGAGACAGGAAAUUUGCUUCUGAAGGAAAAGCCAGAUCGCGAGGCACUGUGUGGGGCGACAGAACCCUGUGUGCUGCACUUCCAGGUCAUACUGGAAAACCCUGUGCAGUUCUUUCAAACAGACCUGCAGCUCACAGAUAUAAAUGACCACUCUCCAGAAUUCCCUGACACAGAAAUGCUCCUAAAAAUUCAAGAAAUUGCCCAGCCAGGAACUGUGUUUCCUCUGAAGGCAGCUCAGGACUCUGACAUAGGGAGCAACGCUGUUCAGAACUACACAGUCAGUCCCAACCUCCAUUUCCACGUCGUUACUCACAGUCGCACAGAUGGCAGGAAAUACCCAGAGCUGGUGCUGGACAGAGCCCUGGAUAGGGAGGAGCAGCCUGAGCUCACUUUAAUCCUCACUGCUCUGGAUGGGGGUGCUCCACCCAAGUCUGGGACAACGACGGUUCGAAUUGAAGUCGUGGACAUCAAUGAUAACGCUCCCCAAUUUGUAAAGUCUCUCUAUGCUGUGGAGGUCCCUGAAGAUAGUCCCCUCAAUGCCUUAGUUGUCACAGUCUCUGCCAGAGACUUAGAUGCUGGGAUACAUGGCAAUGUAGCCUAUUCUCUGUUUCAAGACUCCGGAGGUUCUCCGCCAUUUGUAAUAGAUGAAAUUUCAGGAGAAAUUCGCCUUAAAGGGGCAUUGGAUUUUGAGGCAACUCCAUACUAUAACAUGGAAAUUGUAGCCACAGACAGCGGAGGUCUUUCAGGAAAAUGCACUGUGGCUAUACAGGUGGUGGAUGUGAACGACAACGCCCCUAAACUCACCAUAUCUUCGCUCACUCGUUCCAUCCCAGAAAAUGCUCCUGAGGCUGUAGUUGCUGUUUUCAGUGUUUCUGACCCAGAUUCUGGGGAUAAUGGAAGGAUGGUUUGUUCUACUCAGAACGAACUUCCAUUUCUUUUGAAGCCUACAUACGAGAAUUACUACACUUUAGUGACAGAAGGGCCACUAGACAGAGAGAGCAGAGCUGAGUACAACAUCACCAUCACUGUCUCAGAUCUGGGCACACCCAGGCUCACAACCCAGCACACCAUAACAGUGCAGGUGAUGGACAUCAAUGACAAUGCCCCUGUCUUUACCCAAACCUCCUACACCAUGUUUGUCCACGAGAACAACAGCCCCGCCCUGCACAUAGGCACCAUCAGUGCCACAGACUCAGACUCAGGCUCCAAUGCCCACAUCACCUACUCGCUGCUGCCACCUCGAGACCCACAGCUGUCUCUUGCCUCACUGGUUUCAAUCAACAUAGACAAUGGGCAGCUGUUCGCACUCAGGGCGCUGGACUAUGAGGUCCUGCAGGGCUUUGAGUUCCGCGUGAGCGCCACAGACCAAGGGUCUCCCCAGCUCAGCAGUCAGACUCUGGUGAGCGUGGUGGUGCUGGACGACAAUGACAAUGCGCCCUUCGUGCUCUACCCACUGCAGAACGCCUCUGCAUCCUGUACCGAGCUGCUGCCCAGGGCAGCAGAGCCUGGCUAUCUGGUCACUAAGGUGGUGGCUGUGGAUCGCGACUCUGGGCAGAAUGCCUGGCUGUCAUUCCAGAUGCUCAAGGCCACAGAGCCUGGGCUGUUCAGCGUGUGGGCGCACAAUGGCGAGGUGCGCACCACCAGGCUUCUGAGCGAGCGUGAUGUACCCAAGCACAGGCUGCUGUUGCUGGUCAAGGAUAAUGGCGAGCCUCCACUCUCUGCCAGUGUCACUCUGCAGGUACUGCUUGUGGAUGGCUUCUCUCAACCCUACCUGCCUCUGCCAGAGGUGAGGCGUGACCCCUCACAAGAGGAAGACUUGCUUACUCUGUACCUGGUUGUUGCCUUGGCCUCUGUGUCUUCGCUGUUCCUCCUGUCUGUGUUAUUGUUCGUGGGAGUAAGGUUGUGCAGGAGGGCCAGGGAGACCUCUCUGGGUGCCUGCUCUGUGCCUGAGGGACACUUUCCUGGCCACUUGGUGGAUGUCAGUGGUAUGGGGACAUUGUCCCAGAGCUACCAGUAUGAGGUGUGUCUGACCGGAGAUUCUGGGACAACAGAUUUCAAAUUUCUGAACCAUCAUUCCCAAUAGUGUCCUUCAGGAACCCUCAUUAAACUUCAGUGUUAGGGUCACCCAUGUUUUGGUAACUGAAUACGAUUAGUUUCUUGGCUAUUAACAUUUUUGUUUGCAUUUAACAAUUUUUCCUUGUGACAAUAUAUUCCUAUGUUGAUUUUACUCAUAAUUUUUCUUUCAUUACUUUCUUUUCUUUCUUUUUUUUAUUUCUGUGCUUCGUAUUUUACCAAUCCAAUCUUAUUGUAGGUUUUUUCUUCACUAAUUUGAGAGGGGAAUAAGAAACUUUGCUGUGCUUCUAUGGUCAGUUCAAAUACCGUUUAUAGGAAUCAUUUCUCUCUCUGCAUUUAUGGCUAUAUUUGGAAAUAUACCCACUUCAGAUUGUAUCUUGUUGAGGCUAUGCAUGUAACUUGCUAAGCAGUAUUUGUUUUGUUUUUAACAUUCACCACUGUGCAUUAACUAUGCUGACGUGCAAUGUUCAUUGGGAUAUUUUCAGAGAUGCAUAUACCACACCAUGAUAAUGAUCACCUAAUUACCACCUUCUAUUUUCUCCCCAUUAGCCUCCUAAAAGCCUCAUGUGCUUCCUGUGUUAGAGUGUGAUAAUUGAGCCUAAAUGAUCUGCAGUUUCAUUUAUUCCCAAAAGCAACAAUUUUAUUCUUCUUGAUGCCUAAGUAAGGCAAUGUGCAUGUGUGUGUUUUCCUACACCACACACUUAUUAUACAUGACGGCAAAGUAGCUUUGACUGCAGCUGAUGAAGUGUGACCAUAUGAUACAAUCAUUGUCAUAUUUUACAUGUUUUGUACACAAACAGAAGUAGGGCAAUUGAUUUAUUAUCUUUACUGACUACCACAAUUCGUAUUUCAAGAUUUUAUUUGCUUAUAUACAACCCUAUAUUGCUACUAAAAUGCACCAAAAAUGAUGUUUCUUGAUUUAAUCCAUUGUAAAUCAUGUAGUAUGCUUUCAUCUUGUACGAGUGGACAUUUAUUUAGCGAGGCAUGUGCUCAGUUGAUAAGUAGAAUUGUAAAUCAUGGAUAUAAAUGAUGACACAUUAAACCUUCAACAGAA